This is a messenger RNA of Oxyura jamaicensis (ruddy duck), 6667 nucleotides long. RefSeq names its product MIA SH3 domain ER export factor 3 (gene MIA3). The transcript has 29 exons. Gene Ontology annotation, molecular function: protein binding. The record is from RefSeq and is a predicted model, not a curated record. Gene Ontology annotation, biological process: endoplasmic reticulum to Golgi vesicle-mediated transport; protein secretion; vesicle cargo loading. Lineage: Eukaryota; Metazoa; Chordata; Aves; Anseriformes; Anatidae. The coding region runs from base 54 to 6086 and encodes 2010 amino acids. Gene Ontology annotation, cellular component: endoplasmic reticulum exit site; endoplasmic reticulum membrane.
CCGCCGGCGCUGCUGACGUGUCUGCUCCCUCCCUGCCGCCGGCCACCGCCAACAUGGCCGCAGCAGCGCCGCCGCCGGACCCCCGGCUGCUCCUCGCCCUGCUGCUGCUGCCGCCCCUGCUGCCCCUGCCCGCGCCGCCGCCGCUCUGCGCCGCCGCAGCCGCCGCCGGGCCCGAGCUGGGCCGCCGCUUCGCCGAGCGCAAGCGCUGCGCCGACCCCGAGUGCAGCAUGUUAAUGUGCCGAGGGAAGGCGAUGAAGGAUUUUAAAGGUCCUGACUGCCGUUUUGUAAAUUUUAAGAAAGGAGAAGCAGUGUAUGUAUAUUACAAACUAAUAGGAAAAUCAACUGAGCUUUGGGCUGGAAGUGUUGGAAGUGAUUUUGGAUAUUUUCCAAAGGAUUUACUUGAAGUAAAUCAUAAUUAUACCAAUGAGGAGCUAGAGUUACCAACAGAUGAAACAGACUUUGUUUGCUUUGAUGGCGGAAGGGACGAUUUUGAUAAUUAUAAUGUGGAUGAACUUUUGAAGUCAACAAAAGAGACAGUAGCAAAUGAGAGAGAAACUGAAUCAAGUGAUCCAAGGACAAAACCAGCUGAAGGAACUGAAAGGGAGGAGGAGGUUGAAAAGGUUGAUACAGUACAGUCCCUUGAUGCUUUGGAGGCAGACAAUGUUGAACUAAACACAGAGAAAGACGAGGAAGCCCUCACCGUGACAGAGGAAUUAGAUAGUUUUCUUAUAGAAGGAACUGAAGGUACUAGGGUAGACUCCAGUGUCAGUAGUCAUGAAGAAAACUCUCAGGGAGAUCAAACUGCACAUGAGCACUUGCAAGGAACGCUAAAUGAGAGACUAAAAGGGCUAGAAAGUGAAAAUACCAAAAACACUAGUAUUGCUCAGGGUGAAACCAGUCAACUUGACAAAGAGAGCGAAGAAGUCGAUGCCUAUACACUUUUAGACAGAGAGUUCUCUGUAAACUUGAAAACAAAAUUUGGCUCAACUGCUGAUGCUGUUGUAUCAGAUGAUGAAGUGACUCGCCUUGUUACAUCAUUGGAAGAUGAUUUUAAUGAAGAUUUGAGCAUUAAUGCUCACGAUUCAGACAAGGAGUCAGACUUCGCAGAUCCGUCUGAAGAAAUCCCUUUGCUGUCAUUUAUGGCAGAAGAGGGGAGUAUAUCCCUAGGGGAUUCAGAAGCUGAUGAAAACAAUGGCUUUGAGUCAAAGAAUCAUGAACUUGAUGAAAAUGAAGGUGCUACGGAGCUAAAUAACCAAAGAGAUGAUGAGGAAGAACGUGAUUCAGAUGCAUUAACUAAGGAUGCCUUCACUACGAGCAAGAAGUCAGGUGACAGUAUAAAUGUGGACAGGUCUGCAUCUGAGCAAACGAAGAAACAGGAUGAGGUGAUGCUAAUUAGCAAGAGAGAAGCACCAGCAGCUCAAUUUGAGGAUCUCUCCAAAGAGCUCCUUAGAAAUGAACCUAUAGGUGCAAGAGAUCCAGGUCCAGAAGAAAAAGCAAACAAAACUGAAGAGUUUGAAGAGCAGCUUACGGUUGAUGACAUGGUGUCACAUACUAAAGAGCUGAAAAGUACAACUGUGCCUGAUCCUCAUGCUUUACCUAGUCCACGAGAUGGUCUGACGACCAAAUCAUCUGUUGAAAGCAAGCAAGAUGCUUUAGGUCUGCCUGCUGAUGAUGUGAACAAAGGUCCAGAACGAGUGCCACUUGCUGAAAUAGAGAAAGAUGAGAAAAAGUUUGAGGAUGACACCUUGGAAGAGAUCUCAGGAAGUGAUUUAAAGCACAAAAAGUUAUGGGAGAAAAUGAAGGAGAAAGGAAGAGAUCAGUAUAAGCCUUCUGCUGAUGUUCCAGCCAAACCAGUGGAAGAGGUACAAAAUGGAUCUCAAAGUGACACGGGAGAUAGUAAGCUUUUAAAAUACAAACUGGAGCAUGGAAUGCCUGCUGUGGAGAAAGAAAUUCUAAGACAAGAAGAUUCAAAACAAAGAGGGGAGGCUAAUUGUGAAAAUCAAAAACCCGCCUCUUUUAAAGAAGAACCUGAAAUAAAAGGGGGAAACAUUAAAGAAACCCCUGCAGGUGAGGGAGUCCCAAGCCAUAGGGGAGCUGCUGAGCAACCUAGGCCAUGGGAAAAUGAAACUGAGUAUUCAGAGGCAGAUGUGAAAGAAGAGCUUUCAGGAAAUCUUGGCAAGAUGACAGAAUUUGAAAAAAGCAUUGAGAAAAGUUCCCCUGAAGAAAAAUCAAGAAAUGCUACACAGAAUACUAAUAGAGGAAAUUUUACCCAGCAAGGAACUGCUCAUACUGAGGAUGAAGAUUCAAACAAAAAUCUUGGCACAAAUUUAGCUAGAGAAAAAACCCUAAAGCCAGAAUUGCAACCUGAAGAGACAGAUGCUGAAGAUGAAGCUGACUUGAAACAAAUGGAAGAAGAACUACUGGAAGAUGAGAAUGCUGCAAGUGCAAAGCUGUUGCAAGCAAGGGUUGCAAAUGUACAGGGUAGUACACCAGAUGUUGAAAGAACAAACCCUGAAUUAAAAGUAUCAAGUGAAGCUUUUUCAGGAACUGCAGAUCCUACUUAUGAAACAGGAGAGGAAACAAGCUCAUUUUCUGAGGAGGCUAAAAAAAUAAUAAGCAUGCAGGAUGAACAUGAGACUGGAAACAAAGAGCUUGAUGUACCAGUGAGUGAAGAUGCUAAACUGGAUGAGAUGGAACAUACCGCAGAAGACGAUGAGGAGUCUUCUGAAGCUGAGGAACCACCAGCAGUGGAAGAAUAUAAUUUCAAAUCUUCUGACAUGGAGGACAGCAAUGACUUUCACCAAAGGAAAGAUAAUCACCCAGAGGACAUUUCACAGAGAGGCCCAAGAGAGAUGCAAAAUACAGAGGAUACAGGAAAUGACCACCAGCAGUCUGCACAUUUCCCCAGCCCUGCUGACAUUUCAGCAGCCACAAAUGAGACUGUAACAGAAUACAGUGAGUCUGUGAAGCGGCUCACAAUAAUUAGAGAUUUCCUUGAUGAAAAGCGUGUAAUGCGUCUAUACAAGUAUCUUGGGCUCCAACAUGUGAUUAGGAUAGAAGCCAUGUUUCAUGACAUGAAGGUAGAGAUGGAACUUGCUCGGAAGGCAAGCAAUACUAAUGAAGAUCUAGAAAAAGCGCUGGACCAGAUACUUGAGUUUUCAGAAUCAAACAUUAUGGAUGUGGUAGGAAAAGUUCUGGAUUCCAGGGUAGCAGAAAAUAAAGAGGAGGUGGUGAAAGAGAUGGAUUUGUAUGAUGAAGAGAGUGCACUGAUGGAUGAUAUUCAAGAAUUAAUAUAUUCUUUAAGAAGUAAAUAUUCGUCCGCUAGUGAGAGUGUCCCACUGGCAUCUUUUCUUGAACAGGAAGAUGAUCAGCUGAAUGCUCAAGAAACUGCAAAAGAGGCUGAAUAUGAUACAGAUGCUGUCAGGAAUCCAAAUGCCAUUGAUGAGAGCAAUUGGAAAUUUCAGCAGCUUGAAGAUAGGAGGCCAGUUCAGCCUUUUGAAGAGGAGGAGGAGAGAAGUGUUAAUCUUCCACCUGAGCUUGAAGAAGCCAGCUUUUCGGAUGAUAGAGAAGCCAAAGAAGUGUACAAUAGUGAAAGAUUGCCACUGGCUGACACUUCCUUUGGGUCAACUGAUCCAGAAGAGAGUGCCAGGGAAGAUAAUGCUGCAGCCCCCGGCGGCGACGGCGGCGCCUCAGGGGCAGCGCUGGGCGGGGCGGGGGCCGCUGCCCGCCGCCUGCUGCUGCAGUUGGUUGCCACCCUGCCGGAGGAUAUUCGUCCUGGGCCUGAUUUCCAUGGACUCCCAUGGGAGCCUGUUAUUAUCACUGCCUUAGUGGGAAUUGCCACACUCGCUAUAAUUUUCUGGAGAACCUGCCUUUCAGUAAAGAGUAGAAUCUAUCAAGUGACUGAAAAGCAACUUGCAGAAAAGAUAAAAAACCUUCUACAAGAAAAAACAGAAAUCCUAGACAAGAUGUCAGAAUAUGAUCAAAAGAUAAAGCAAGCAAAGGAAUCAGUGAAAGCAGCCCAAGAACAAAAAAAUAUUCUCUCAGAUGAAACUGCAGGGCUUAAGGACACUGUCAAAGGGCUGGAAGAAGCAAAUCGUAAACUGGAUGACAAAGUAAAAAGUCUGCAUUCAAUGCUUGAAACAGAGAGAAAACAGAAUCAGAAGAAACAGAAAAAAAUCUCUGAAAGCCAGAAGUCCUUGGAGAAACUUGAAGAGGCUAUCAGCGUGCAUUCUGCUGAGCUUUCAGAGGUGCAGAUAGCCCUUAAUGAAGCUAAAUUAAAUGAAGAAAAGGUAAAGUCAGAGCUCCAGCAUGUGCAGGAGGAGAAUGCCAGGCUGAAAAAGAGCAAGGAACAGCUGCUAAAAGAAGCUGAAGGUUGGAGUGAGAGACAUACUGAGCUCAGUGAGCAGAUCAAACUGUAUCAGAAGUCUCAGAAGGACAUAGAAGAAGCACUUGCCUAUAAGGAAAAUGAAAUUGAGGUUUUAACUAACUGCAUUAUGCAGCUGAAGCAGCUUGACAUCGAUUCAGCAUCUGAGGCCAAGAAGGAUGGUGAAGGGCAUGAAUGGAGCAGAGGGGACGAACUGGCCAAUGGAGAGUUGCCAGAUAAUGAGAAUGAAAAGAUGAAGACUCAGAUUAAGCAGAUGAUGGACGUCUCCAGGGUAAAAACUAUGUUAUCCAUAGUAGAAGAAGACAGAAAUCUUCUGCAGUCCAAACUGAGUGAUGAAGUAACAGCAAGACAUGAGCUGGAAGAGCAAAUAAAAAAAUUAGAACACGACUCCUGUUCGCUACAGUCAGCCAAAGCUCGACUGGAAAAUGAGUGUAAAACACUACAGCAGAAAGUAGAGAUUCUCGGUGAACUUUACCAGCAGAAAGAAAUGGCGCUGCAGAAAAAACUAACUCAAGAAGAAUAUGAGCGCCAGGAGAAGGAGCAGAAAUUGUCUGCUGCAGACGAAAAAGCUGUGCUGGCCAUUGAGGAAGUGAAAGUUUACAAGCAAAGGAUUCAAGAUAUGGAAGAAGAAUUGCAAAAAACUGAGAGAUCAUACAAAAACCAGAUUGCCGCUCAUGAGAAAAAAGCACACGACAAUUGGCUUAUUGCCCGCUCUGCUGAGAGAGCUCUGGCUGAAGAAAAAAGAGAAGCAGCCAACCUGAGACAAAAAUUAAUAGAAGUGAACCAAAAAAUUGUUAUGCUUCAAAGACCAUUAAUUGUGAAGCCAACUCCAGGCAGACCCGAUCGCCAAGUCCCACCACGACGAGGGCCCUUAAGUAGAGAUGGCUCUUUUGGCCCAUCACCUGUGAGUGGAGGAAAUCCUUCACCGACACAAAUGAUAGAAGUUCCUGGUCGGCCCCUUUCUGCUCCUCGAAGGGAAGGCUCAAGAGGUGAAUUUGGUACAGUGGUAGAUGGCCCCUCUGUUCCACGAAGGCCACCGGAGAUCCCUGGAAGGAUGUCUGUUCCUGAUCUUGGGCCUGCUGUAGCAUCCCUGAUCAGUAGUGGGCCACGAACCUCCUCCCCUUCCACAGCAAUGGAUAGAGCGCAGCCCUCUCCCAAAGAGUCUGAAGCCCCCUGUGUAACUACCGAUUCACCUUCACCUAUUGAACCACCUACAGCUAAUGUUAGUCCCAAAGGCCCACCUUCUUUCCCUGGGACACCCAUCAUGACCUCACCAGUGAUGGGACCUCCGCCCCCACCACCUGUUCGUUACGGACCACCGCCAGCUCCUCUGCGUGGACACUUUGGGCCCCGGCCUCUUCCUGUGCCCCUAGUUCGUGGUGCUCCCUUACCACCUCCAGCUGCAAGAGAUUUCUUACCUGGCCCACCAUUAGGAAUGAGAGAUCUGCCCCCUGGCCCACUACCACCCCCUCCAGAUCCCAGAGCAUAUGGACGCGGGCACCCUUCUUUCCGACCUCUAGGUCCUCCUGGCCCGAGAGAUUAUCCUCCAGGCCCACGGCUACCCCCGCCUGGCUCAAGGGACUAUACACCUUCUCCUAGCAGAGACUUGCCUCCGUCAGGACCUAGAGACUACCCCGCAGCCCCUCCGCCACCACCAGCAGGCUCAAAGGACUAUACACAGCCUCCAGCGCAGAAGCCCUAACUGCAGUCUCUGGUCAGCAGCUCAAUGGAAUGGACUCUAGCACACUUCCUGCGGUCAGGAUUUUAGGAAAUGGUUUUCUGUUUGAAGCCAUUUAUCUCAUUUCAGUAUAUUUCAGCUUUUGCAGGAUUAAUUUUUAUCCAAUUGCUGCAGACAUCUUAUGUGCAUUUAUGAUCACCUUAAACUCAUCCAUCCUCUUGGGCUGCAAGAACCUUUUUGUGAUGGACUUGAACCUACGCUCUAAACGUGCAAUAGAAAGGAAGUACCUGUGUGGCUAGUUCUAAUUAAAUGUAGCCUCUGUAACCAGUUGGUGAAUGAACUAAUUUCAUGAAAAAUGUAAAUCAAAUCAUUUCCUGUGGAAAUAAUUUUUAAGUAAAAUGCUAUCUUACCUGCCUUCUCCAUCACAUCAUUAAGCUGCAGCUGUUCUAGUCCAGGAGUUUACAUGAGGACUGUGAGGUGUGGUUUUAGUUUUUGUUUUUUUUUUUUUUUGAAGAGAUGUCUGGUCAGAGAUCAGAAGCACAAAUGACACUGUAUUCAAAGGAAGGUUAUAAUAAAAAGCAAAAUUCCUUUUGCUAAACCCUGAA